Messenger RNA from Coniophora puteana RWD-64-598 SS2, 1047 nucleotides. RefSeq lists its product as uncharacterized. The coding region runs from base 1 to 1047 and encodes 348 amino acids. NCBI's taxonomy places the organism in Eukaryota, Fungi, Basidiomycota, Agaricomycetes, Boletales, Coniophoraceae. The record is from RefSeq and is a predicted model, not a curated record. The transcript is spliced from 6 exons.
AUGACACCUCUUUUCUCGAUAUUUCUCUCUGUUCUACUUGCGCUGAGCCUCACAUUAUUUCCUGUCGCCGCUUCUUCCAGCAUCCAGGGCAAUGUCACUUGUGCAAGUAACUACACACAGUGGUACGAUGACCUCGUUGGAGAGAACCCUUGUGCGAAUCUUCACCAGAACUGCGUCGCCAAUACAAGACAGCCUGGAGAUACAUGCAAUGAUCAAGUUCUCCUUCAUGACACAUUCUUGAAAGCGGAUUGCUGCUGCAAUUCUAUAUCCUUUGCAUUAAGCAUGCUAUGCCUAAAUUGUCAACACGACACACUCGAUCUUCAGUCUGGCACUGAUGCUGCCAAAGGAACAUACCAGAUAUACCUACAGAACUCAACUUGCGACCCAAAUAAAAACCAGAGCUUACCAACGAAUAUCAAAUCGGCUACUUGUAGUCAGAGUAUUCGUAUGCAAAAUUUUCUAUAUGACUUAUUUUGGAACGGUGGUGAUUGGUACUACGAAUACACACGAGAGAGAGCCGGAACAGAGGCAAGUUCAGCGGGCAUGAACAAGUCAGCUCUUUACGUUUUACAAGGAUGUCCCGUGUCGACCAGUAUCGCAAGCACUGCACCAUCACCAUCAACCACUCCACCAAUUUCCGUAACAACACCGGCAGGCUCGAAUAAUACUUCUACAUCGCAUGUUGGUACUGGCGCCAUAGCUGGAGGCGCCGUUGGAGGUGUUCUUGGCCUUGGUAUACUGUGUGGAGCGGCGUUUUUCUGCCGUAGGAAGCGCAUAGAAGAAGAAAGAGAUAGGUAUGCAUACAUGGAAAGCAUAGCAGAUAAUAGAACACGGACCGGUCCUUCCAUAGCUGUCUCUAAUUCACAGGGAGCACAUUACGUUGUGCCUCGUUUAGAAGGCACCAGCAUAUCACCUGCAAGACUAACUUGCGGCAGCCCACCAACCACUCACGAAUCCACACAAGAACAAGAUCAUGAUCUGGCACUGCAGCAAGAUAUGCGAGGAGUGUCACAAUACAGCGCUCCUCCCGCGUACGACUUCGGCUAA